GGCCCGGGCUCAAGCUGAAAUGACCUGAUCUGCGCCGUCUAACUAUGACGGCCGUUGGGUCCAGAGAUAGUCUCAGUGUAGAGACCUCCUCGGUGAAGGAUGUGCCGAAUCCGCCCUACCUUGACUAUGAGCAGCUGGUACUCAACAGCAACAAGGAGGGCAUGGAUUUCCUAAGGAAGGGCCAGUACAAGCAAGCUUUUGAGCAGCUGAAGUACGCCGAAGCCGUGGUGGUCUCGAAACAGGGCAAGGACGAGCCUACCAACCUCAUGUCCGUGACCUGCAACAAUCUUGGCUGCUACUACAAGAAGGUGGGAAAGUUGCAUGCCGCACUCAGCUACUUGCGCAAGGCUCUCAAGAUUGAGGUGUCCUUGCAGACGGACGACGUCACGGUGGCUGGGACGCAUUUGAACGUGUGCGCCAUCCUGUCGAAGCUGGACAAGCACGACAAGGCGCUGCAACACGCGCUGUGCGCCUUGGAGCUGAUUAGCAGCCGGGUGAAUGCGGAGGGCACCACGCAGGACGAGUACUCCGUGCUGGCCAUCGCGUACCACAACGUGGCGGUGGAGCGGGAUUACCUGCAUCAGCUCCAGGAGGCCGCUGCUGCCUAUCAGCAGGGCCACCAGGUGGCCAAGAAGUGCCUAGGAGAUCAGCACCCCUUGACGCAGACGCUGGCGAAGAACGCCAAUGCUGCCGUGCAGAAGUGCCAGGCCAAGGCAGAGGCGGAGCGGGAGCGCGAGAGGCCUCGCCGUGAAGAGGGCCGGCAGAAGACCGUGGCGCAGGCCCCGUCUCUGCCGGAGAUCAGAUCCAAGGGCCCCACGGAGCCAUCUCACCAAGAGACAGCUGAAGAGGUGAGCCGCGAUCCCAGCUGGAACUGGAGCGCCGCGCCGAAAGGCUCUGCUCCCGGCUUUUUGCCGCCACUUUCGCACAGCACCUCACUGGUCUCGAAGCCCUUGCAGGCUGUGGUUCCAGAGACGGCGUCCACGCCGUCCUUUGUGGAGACCAUGGGGCCUGAGGUGCGAGCGACGCCGCCCAGCCCUCCACCGCUAGUGAUGGAGCAACGGCCGCCACCAGAGGAGCGCCAGGAGGUUCAUCCCGAGCGGGAGCCACGGCGGCCACGCGGAGAUGCGCCCAAGAGACCGAACAGGACCCGUCCGCCAGCUGCUCCGGUGGAACGGGAUGACGCGGGGCUCGUGCCGGCAGCGCAGCAGUCCCAGCUGCUUCGGAAGAGUGCCGCGGAAAAGAUCCAGCACUACUGGAGGGAGCAUCACAGGCACAAGGCGCAGAACCGGGACCAAGCGAAGUUGGAGCACAAGGCAGCCAUCAAGCUGCAAGCCAUCUGGCGUGCCUUUGCGGUCCGACGCCGGAAGAACGUCAAGGCCACGGUGGCCAUCCAGCGGCACCUGCGAGGCUUCUUGGUGCGGAUCGCUCUGCGCCGGCACAAGGCGGCGGUGAUCAUCCAGCGCCACGGCAUGGGCUUCCUCACGCGGAAGAACCUGAAGCAAGCGGUGGAAGCCGCGGUGAGGAUCCAGCGCGUGGCCCGGGCGCGCAUGGCCAAGGUCACGGUGGAGGCCCGGCGGCUGCUGGUGCAGAGAGGUGCCCAGCUGGUGCGCGCGGCCAUUCGCACCUGGAUGUGUCGGCACCAGCUGUCCGAGCUGAAGGUGGUGUACGAUAAAGAGCAGGCUCGCCAAGGGGCUGCCACACAGAUCCAGAGUGUUUGGCGGGGUCGUGGCGGCCGCCAGCUGGUGGCGAGCCGGAGGUCGGAGCGUAGGAAGAGAAUUGCGAUCUUCAAGGCCAGUGCCAAGAUGCAGGC
This is a messenger RNA of Effrenium voratum, 1810 nucleotides long. The record is from the annotation of a GenBank genome assembly. NCBI's taxonomy places the organism in Eukaryota, Dinophyceae, Suessiales, Symbiodiniaceae.